GUUAUAUUUCAGACUUGGCCGUUUUAUUUAUCGCGAAUACUUGUGUGUGUUUUUCGUUUUAUUUAAGUUUUUAAGUAGAUUUCAGUGUUCCAAAUUCAUAUACUGAGCCUUAUAUCAACGGUGCUUCAGUAUAUCAACACGAAAAUGACGAAGUAUGAGCAUUGUCCAGGGUCGCUUCUAUCACUUGUUCCUGUGGGGUUAGCUAUUCACCUAUUUGCUUGAUGUGCUGAGUUCUCUUUAAUCUCCUCAAGUUAAGAAAUAGUUCCGGUGUGGAAUGUUUUCAAGAAAGAAGAAGAAACCUCAAAUUUCUCCGCCAACCAAUUUUGAGCACCGAGUCCACACUGGUUUUGAUAAGAACGAGGGCAAGUAUGUAGGACUACCAUUACAAUGGGCAAGCAUAGUAGGAAAUAAUCAGAUCCUGAAAAGUACAAAUCGACCUUUGCCUCUUGUUGAUCCUUCAGAAAUUACUCCAACUGAAAUUCUCGACCUAAAAACAAUUGUACGAGGCGAAAAUCUAAAAUUCAGAGAUGUAAUCGAAACAACAACUGGCGGCCUUCCAAAAACAUCACAUGUAGCAAGAUCUAACUCAUUGAGGUCAUCUAGUCCACCAAGAUUGCGACGAAUACACCCUACCAAUGUUCCACCUUCAUUACCAGAAGGAGAGGUGCUUGUCAUGCCUCCUCAACACCAUUUACCUCAGUAUCCAGCUCCAAAUCAGCGGAGAGAUCAACAUCAAUACGGGAAGCCACCUCACAAUCCUGAAUGGAUGGGGCAGAAUCAUACCGAUACAGUAAGGAGAUCACCUCAGCACCCGCCCGGCAACACGCCUGAUAUAAAUGAAUACAGGGGACCUCCUCCAUAUCAUCCUGGUCACUACAUUCCGAAUGGGAAUUCUCAGCCUGGAAAUGCUGGAACGGGUAUUAUUGAUCCUCCUGCUGGAUAUGUUGUCGGCGGUUAUCGUCCGCCUCACUCGCAACAGGUCACACCUCCACAUGCCCCUCACGCUCCAAAUACUGCUCUCACAACAAAUAUCAACAAAUUAGGUAAUAUGGAUGCAAACAAAGUUGCUGACCAAAAUAUGAACAAACAAGCAAUUACCAAUGGAGGAACGCAGCCAAACUCAGCCGGGAAAUCCCACCAUGAUCCCCAGCGCAUCACCAUUACCCAUGAGCAGUAUCGUGCUGCACUUCAGAUGGUAGUAAGUCCAGGAGACCCUCGUGAGAAUUUUGAGCAGUUCAUGAGGAUUGGUGAAGGCUCUACUGGAACUGUUUGCAUUGCCACAGAAAGAUCUACGGGUCGUAAAGUUGCCAUAAAGAAAAUGGAUCUGAAAAAACAACAAAGACGUGAAUUGUUGUUUAAUGAGGUCGUCAUUAUGAGGGAUUAUCAUCAUCCAAAUAUUGUUGAGAUGUAUGACAGUUUCCUAGUCGGCGACGUUCUUUGGGUUGUAAUGGAAUUCCUGGAAGGCGGCGCUCUAACAGACAUCGUCACGUAUGCGCGUAUGGAUGAGGAACAAAUUGCCACCGUUUGCAAACAGUGUCUCAAAGCUCUGGCUUACCUUCAUUCCCAAGGAGUCAUUCAUCGAGAUAUCAAAAGUGACUCAAUAUUGUUAGCAGCUGAUGGUCGAGUAAAAUUAUCAGACUUCGGUUUUUGUGCUCAAGUUUCACAAGAAUUACCCAAAAGAAAGUCAUUGGUCGGAACUCCUUACUGGAUGUCACCAGAAGUAAUAUCCAGACUUCCAUAUGGUCCAGAAGUCGACAUUUGGUCACUGGGUAUAAUGGUGAUUGAAAUGGUUGAUGGUGAGCCACCAUUUUUCAAUGAACCCCCACUUCAAGCAAUGAGAAGGAUUCGUGAUAUGCCACCUCCUAAACUGAAGAAUACUCAUAAGGUCUCCCCAAGACUUCAAGGCUUCCUGGAAAGACUUCUUGUGAGAGAUCCUGCACAACGAGCCACAGCUGCUGAACUUUUACAGCAUCCAUUCCUGCGUCAAGCUGGCCCUCCUGCGCUUCUGGUACCUCUCAUGAGAGGCUCAAGACAUAGCAACUGUUGAUGAAACGAAACAAUUUACAGAAUACUUCCUUCUAAUUUUUAUUUUCUUUUUAACUCUGGACAAUAGACAUUGCUCCAGCAUCACUCAGUAUUAUUUAUUGAUAUCUCCUUUUACGUUGUUGACUUAUUAAUAGGUUUGGAAUUGUUAAUGCUUUUCACUUGUUUCUUUGUGGCCUUCAUCUUCUAAGACAUGAUCAGGGUUUUAACUUGUAAAUAUUGUCAUACAUCCAAGACUUCAAAUGAGGUUAUUACUGUAAGCUAAACCUCAAAUUUUACUAUGCUUACUCAUAUCAUAAUCAUCUUUUUCAUAUGUUUAUCCCAAGAUAUUAUUCUGCCUCCUCUUGGUGAACGAAUUUUCUUGUCACAUCAGUAACUGUUGUGCAUAUCUGUGGCCUUCAAGCUCACUAUGAUUUGUGAAACAAAUCAGUACUCAUAGUGAUGGUCUUUUGACCACCAAACGUAAAGCAAUUUUUCGAUGGAUUUUUUUCCAUUUUAUAAUAUAUGUAAUUUUAUCAUUUUUACACAGAGUUCGGAUUUUUGUGAGCUUACGUAAAUGCAAAGGACAAUUAUCAUGAAGUGAUCAGUAUUUUAAGUUAUCUUUUAUGUGAAUAGUAACAGUUGUCAUUCCAAUAUUGUACAUACUUGUACAUACAAAGGUAGAACAAAUAAUUGUUUUUUUUUUUUUUGUAAAGGAAUCAUUCUGAAUUUUUAUCAUUCGAAGGCUAUUGCCAGAUCAAAUUUCUCCUUUAUCGAUGCAAACUUUAUUUUAUUAUCAAUUCAAAGACAGGAACGCAACGCAGAGCUUCUAACUUUUAAAACUUUGUAAUCAUUGUAAUACUGUUUUUUACUCCUUAAACUCUUCCUUAACUCUUGUCAUACUCUUUCAUUGUAAGUAUCGCUACUUAUGUAAGUGUGCUAAGUGCUUGUUCAGGGCUGUAUUUGAGUUGUUUCUGAAAAAUAUCCUCUUCUUAAAGGGGCAGCUUCGGUGCACAUUGUGAUUAAAAUUACUCUAUCAUAGAAUCGUAUCCUUUGAAUAUUUUAUUAUCCAUUGUGGCAAAGUAAUUCCAAUCCCCUCCAAGGCUCUUAUUUAUUAAACUUUUCUGUUAAUUCCUAUCUCAAUAUCUUUAAAUUUUUCCUUUUUUAAUUCUACCUUGAAGGUCUCCUUUAACCUCCCUUAAUUACUAUGUGAUGUAGGUUUUCCAAAGGAAAGAAACUGCCCCCAGAACAGCUAUGGAUACAGCCCUAAAUUUUUUUUUUCGAAGUGUCGAAAAGAGAUCAUCCUCCCCUUUUUGAAUCUAGAAAAUGUAUUAAUUUACAUUAUCACCUGACGUUUAUUGGAGAUGGUUUUAACACAAAUUAUCGCUAUUAUAACUCUUUAUGCAGGAGCUCAGAAAUAAUUCCAAUCAAUUUAUCAAGACAUUAAUCAAGCUGUUAACUUGAUGAUGUACAAAUUUUGUUUGCAUUGUUUUUUACCAAUUGAAUUUGCAGUUUUUGGGGAAGAAUAAUCCUCUUGCAAUAUUACUACAAUUUCUUGAAACAAAUUAAAAUCAUUUUAAUUGUAUUCUUUCGGAUCUCCGUCAUGAUCGCGACUUUUCAUGAGUGGGUAUCUCACUAACUUUUGCAUUUUGUUGUUUCACCUCACUGGUUCAGUUUAUCAGAUCGCUCUUUCUUUCCCAGUUCCCCCACUGACACUCUUCACAUUACAAUGGAACUGGUUUUAUUUUAAUGAAUCGGACCCAUGCUCACUGUGAUACCUGAUCAAGUUUAAUUUUUAAUUUACUGUGAAAGUUUAUACUAUCUCCAAUUUAAUCUCCAUCCCUAAGCUCUGUUUACCGUGUGUCUUCAAGUAACAUUAAGAUGGUAAAACUGCAGAAGCGCAUUUCUAGUUCGCAAGGAAAAUCUAAAUCUCUACUUUAUUUUUUUAUUUAUUUUUUUUCUUUUAAGAGUACAAACCAAUAUCAUGGCUUGAGAAUUUCACAGAAUAUUCUUCAAACAGAGAAAACUUAAUGUCACGAAAAUGUUCAAGGUAUAUGACAUGCGUUCUGCAAUAUUGCAAAUUGAGGCACGUGUUUCUGCAGUUUGACUGUCAAUUAAUCAACAAUUAUAUUGCAUACAUUGACUAACUUUAAUUUUUACACAUUGCUGCCAUUAGAUAUGGAAAACAUUUUCGCAAAAAAUGCAGAAGAUCGGCAGUGUGGCAUACAGUUUUGGCAAAAGCCAUCCAGUUGCGCUGCUGAUGUCUCCCAAAUGAGACUGAGACUCAAAAUAUCAGUGCCUUUAUUGGGCUCUUUUCUUGCAGUGUUAUGGUGUGUAAUUUCGCCCAAAAAUAUUUAAGUUAGUUUGUAGAUGUAUUAGUGGUCGGCUGCUUAACAAGGUAUGCAGGCCAAUGGCAGUCAAUGUGCUAAUGUUAAUUUUGUUUAGCGUAAACAUUAAUGUAUCAUUCUUUAUUAAUGUAAUUGCCUUGUUAUAUUCUUAUAGAGUUUUGAAUGAGUCUUAAAGUUGCAUUAAUUCAUAUUCACAAACUUGUUGCCCGGAAAUUGACCACCUAGUUUUAGUCAUUUGUUUUCUAGAACUUUUAGUUCUUUUUUUUUUUCAAUUUUCCAAAUAUUGCAGCUGAAUUCUGAACUUAUUUUUGUAAGGUAAAAUUUUCGAAAUAGUAGAAAUUAAGAUCAACUUCCCUCCAAGAUGUAUUGUAUCAGUAUUAUCUGCAUUUAUUCAGUAUUGAUUUUGUAUUUUCCAUGAGUUACAUAAAAUCAGUCAGUUAAUUCAUUUGAAAAAUUACCAUAUUCAGACCUGUAAAAUGCAUGAAAUGCAUUUGCAUCUUGAACGAAAAUUUUAAUAGCCCCAAAUUCAGCAUCUUCAAUAAAUUUUUUCUUCAAGAGUUUUGUAA
Molecule: messenger RNA, 4936 nt
Organism: Bemisia tabaci
Lineage: Eukaryota; Metazoa; Arthropoda; Insecta; Hemiptera; Aleyrodidae
Gene: mbt
Product: serine/threonine-protein kinase PAK mbt
Biological process (GO): mitotic DNA replication checkpoint signaling; DNA damage checkpoint signaling; DNA repair
Molecular function (GO): DNA clamp loader activity; chromatin binding; ATP binding
Source: RefSeq, a predicted model, not a curated record